Molecule: messenger RNA, 846 nt
Organism: Saxophila tyrrhenica
Lineage: Eukaryota; Fungi; Ascomycota; Dothideomycetes; Mycosphaerellales; Extremaceae
Gene: POM33
Product: Transmembrane nucleoporin
Exons: 3
Coding region: 1-846 (281 amino acids)
Biological process (GO): membrane organization; endoplasmic reticulum tubular network organization
Cellular component (GO): endoplasmic reticulum; membrane
Source: RefSeq, a predicted model, not a curated record
AUGGCGCCCACCCAGCCCACCGCCAAUGCCCCUCUCGGCGAGCGGUUGAUGCACUUGGCCCAGACACUCCAAUUCGCAUGGUUCGUCGGACAUGUGACUCUCCUGUUGACCACCAUGCGCUACGGCCUCAGCUAUAUCACCAUGAACUCCGCCAGCCGCUGGGCCCGCUUCAGCUACCGCACCGCCUUUGUCGCGGCUGCUGUGACUUACGGUAUCGUGGUAUUCAAGGGCUUCCGCGCGCGUCAGAAGGCUGGAAAGGCGCAGGGUAGCCCGUUGGCUAUUGCUGGGGACGAGAAUGUGCAGUACUUGGCCAUGGCCCUCGUCUGGCUCAUCUCCCGCCAAUACCCCCUCGCCCUCCUCCCUUUCACCGUCUACAGCAUCUUCCACAUCCUCACCUACACCCGUGGCAUUCUCCUCCCCACCAUCCAGCCACCCCCACCAACCCCCGCCGGCCAGAAGCCCAAAGCCUCCGCCCUCAGCGACACCCUCGGCCGCUUCGUCAAAGACUACUACGACGCCAGCAUGAGCAUCGUCGCCGGCCUCGAAAUCGCCCUCUGGUUCCGCAUCCUCGUCUCCGCCAUCAUGUUCGCCAAGGGCAGCUGGAUCCUGCUCGUCAUCUACACCGUCUUCCUGCGUGCGCGCAUGUCCCAGAGCACGUUUGUGCAGGGAAUGCUGAAGCAGAUGGGUGCGCGCGGUGAUGCGGUUGCGAACCGUCAGGAUGUCCCACCUGCGGCGAGGAAUGUGUGGGAGCAGGUUAAAGGUGCCGCGGUGAUGGCGCAUGAGAAGACGGACGUCAAUAAGUACGUGCAGGGGCAGCAGGCGGCGCCGCAGAAGAAGGCGUCGUAA